Molecule: messenger RNA, 419 nt
Organism: Bombyx mori (domestic silkworm)
Lineage: Eukaryota; Metazoa; Arthropoda; Insecta; Lepidoptera; Bombycidae
Product: small integral membrane protein 8
Exons: 2
Coding region: 90-344 (84 amino acids)
Source: RefSeq, a predicted model, not a curated record
AUGCCCAAUAAUAAAAAAAAAAAGUUAGAAAAAAAUUUUUGAAUCGCCUUACGACUUCCAUUCAUAGAAAAUAUCAAAUUUUGUAAACAAUGUCAAAACCACACGAUGAUAAACCUGGCGAGGGUUUGCGAUCUAUGCGAUCAACUACAGCAUUUAGAGUGGUCAAUUUUGAACUAUACGCAAAACCCAAUAUAGUCAUAAUGAGCAUAGGACUGACAUGCUUUGGUUUGGCUCUAGGAUACAUUGCAUACAUGCGACAAAAAUAUGAAUCAAUGGGAUAUUAUUCUGCUAUUGAUAAAGAUGGAAAAGAGAUUUUUGAAAAGAAGAAAUCAAAAUGGGAUUGAAAUUAUAGAAUUUGUAAAAAUUGUAAAUAACUAUUAAUAUAUUGUAGUAAUAAAUAAUGGUUAAAAUAACAACAA